This is a messenger RNA of Synchiropus splendidus (mandarinfish), 5216 nucleotides long. Its product is annotated as KN motif and ankyrin repeat domain-containing protein 1-like. The record is from RefSeq and is a predicted model, not a curated record. The transcript has 13 exons. NCBI's taxonomy places the organism in Eukaryota, Metazoa, Chordata, Actinopteri, Syngnathiformes, Callionymidae. Bases 1420 to 5166 code for a protein of 1248 amino acids. Gene Ontology annotation, molecular function: protein binding. Gene Ontology annotation, cellular component: cytoskeleton; cytoplasm. Gene Ontology annotation, biological process: negative regulation of actin filament polymerization.
UGUUCACCUGCCCACUGACUCUUCAGCCCCAUGACACACCUGGAACACUCGUGUAAAGGCAGGUAUAACUUUCACCACUAGAGGUCAGCCUUGAGCAACAUUCAUGGAUUUGCCAGGAGGACUUCAGGACCAUCAGCACCUUCACCGCUCUCCAUGCUCCUUUCAGGUUCUUCUUCAUCAUCAACCACACUAGUUUUCUUCCUCUUCUUCACGGUCCAACACUGUCUCGCCUCUCCACGAUCCUCCCAAGCUGUGCCUCCAAACCUUGCCUUGUCCCUCUGAUAGACUCACUUCUGAACUUAUCUUCAUCCCCCUGAAGGUGCUGUGAUGUCAUCUCUUUCAGCUUUCUCCAUAACUCUGGAUGAUAGGAUCUGAGGUGCAUGUGGCUUCAGGACCAUCAGCACCUUCACCGCUCUCCACGCUCCUUUCAGGUUCUUCUUCAUCAUGAACCACACUAGUUUUCUUCCUCUUCUUCACGGUCCAACACUGUCUCGCCUCUCCACGAUCCUCCCAAGCUGUGCCUCCAAACCUUGCCUCGUCCCUCUGAUAGACUCACUUCUGAACUUAUCUUCAUCCCCCUGAAGGUGCUGUGAUGUCAUCUCUUUCAGCUCUCUCCAUAACUCUGGAUGAUAGGAUCUGAGGUGCAUGUGGCUUUACCUCCUGAUGGAUUAUUUUCUGCUUCUGUGUUUUGGAAUGAAUUUAAAUACAACUAAAAAAACAGACUUCAUUUCAUAUUAGAAUUUCUGAAUUGUUGCCCCAUUAUUUAAUGCCGUGAAAAUAUUUAAAUAUUUAUUGUUAAAAAAAAAAUCCCCCAAUAAAUCUUUCAUUCCACUUCUGUUCCUAUCAGGGCAACACACCCUGCAAAGCCAGUUUGAAGGGCCAGUUUCAUGUUGCAGAUGCCUGAAUUUUGAAUAUGGCGAAUGCAAAAUGAAAUUAUUUAGAGCGGGAGCUGGUAAAUGUAGACUGGCAACACACAAGUUCAUAUCAUUUCUGAUCAAAAUGUGAGCACUAUGAACCCAGUCAGUAAAAUCUUAACAUUUAGGUGCCUGAGUUGACAGUUUAUGUAAUAAAACGUGAAAGCGUUGAGGGGCCACAGACAGUGUUGCUCACUGACAAGCAAUGCUGUUCAUUUUUUACUUUUCCUCUGACGGCAGAUUUAAUAUAAACCACUGCAGUUCAUGUUGAAAUCAAACUAAAGAAGUGCUUUUCUAUGCCGCUCUAAACUGAAUCAAGUCUUCUUUCCUGAAGGACAUUCACGUUUCCGAGGCGAUGAUUUAGAAGCGGUGUCACCUCCAGCUCUGCAGAUCUAUAAUGUGUCAUGAGCUGGUGUUGCAUUUCCUCUGCGUAAGCGCGGCUGGCUGCUGUUGACCACUGGAGCUGGAGCCGAGCCCGGGGCCAGACGGUGAUGCAGAUUCUUGUAUGAUCUUAUUCUCCCUCAGCGUUACACCUGACCUCCAUGUGGAAGGAAGCAGACGCCCACAUCUCUUCAUCAUGGCUCAAGAAAGCGAUGCUUCAGACGCAGGGAAUUCUAGUCGAAGGCAUUCUGCUGUGAGAGAGAGGAGAGUCGAUGGUGAGGUGGGCUCGGAGGGAAAGGGAGAUGAUGAUAUUCUGUUGAGCUGUUGUUCUUGCUCUCCAGGUACAACAGACGAGGAAUGCUUUGCUAACUAUUUGGAGCUCGACUGUGGUCAUCAGUUGGAGUACUUUCACUGUGUGGACAGUUUCCCGUACGGCUCCAACAUUAAGCGCCUCAGUCUCAGACGGAGGCCCAAAGCGGCCAUUGAUGAUGCAGACAAGCGUGUCGCCGGUUUUUCACCGGGCCUGUGGAAAUCUGCAGAAUCCUUAUCGUCGUCCAGCAGCAAUGACUCGAGACUUUUGGGUAUGUCUACUUUGACAAGAGGUCGACCGCCUCUCCCUCCCAGCUACACAUCGGAUAAAGGUCGAAGGGAAGUGCAAGAGGUCUCCCAGAAACCUGAUGAAUUCAAGCCUCAGCCUGCGGUGAGAUCACAUAUUUCACAAAGCUUUGUGUCUCAGAACCCUGCUGGUGGAGUCACGCAACACCAAGAGCAGGAGUCAACAACCCGAGCUCCUCCUCAGCCCACUCCCCGGCGACGCCUCGCCAGCUUCGGAGGUGUUGGCUCACCUGGUUCUUCCUCUCCCUUCACUGGCGUGGGUGCCUACAACCAGAACAACAACGGCAACAAGCCGGCCGAAACAGCACCAGACGUCGUCACCAACCUGAGCUCUUCGUCCGUUGGCACCCGAGGGAGUCUCGGAUGCCUUCCGCCCAGCCCUCAGAAUUCUGGAAGAACGACGCCAGUUGCAGGAUCAGCGCAUCUGCAGCAUGUCCGUGAUCAAAUGGUAAAGAUCUCCGUCCUCCAGGAGGAGAAGAGGCAGUUGCUGUCCCAGCUGAAGUCUGAUAGCGAGGACAUCUGGAAGAAAGCGUACGGCUCCGACGGAAACGAUGCAAAGAGAGGCCAAGAAAGAAUCGACAAUGAUGAUCUGAAAGAGUUUAAGAAACUGACGGAAGAGAUGAUGGCUUUAGAGACAGCGCUCACGUUCGAGCCCUCAACAAAAGUCCCAUCAAAAAGUGACACACAGCAUGAGCAGGCUGCAAGAAACAGAAAAGUUAAAGGGACCUCAGUGACCAAAAUCACCAACACAGAAAAUGUCGAGACAAAGUCUGUUCUCACGCAAGUAUCUGAGGUUCAUCUUGGGGUUCACAAAGACUGGGAGUCCGAAAUAGAGUCCCAGCAGCUCAUCAUCACUGCCCUGAAGGAUCGGAUCGUUCACUUGGAGUCCGAGCUGAAACAAUCUGCCUUCCAGAUGGAGAUGGGUCGUCUGAAGCUGGAGCUCCAGGCGGCCGGAGCCAGAAACAGAGCAGAUAAGGCCUCGUCCGCCAGGCCGACCACUGCAAGCGCAGGAGUUGAAGCAAAGCCUGAAACCACAAGCCAGGGAGCAGGAAACCACGUAGAGCUCAGAGACGUGAGCUCUGGCGAUGUAACAGAGAUGAAGACAGUCGGCGUGGGCUGUAGUCGAGAGAUGGUGACCACCAGGACUGGACCGGAUCUGCCCCUGACCAACUGGGAGGUGAGACUGAGAGUGGAGACCAGGGAGAGAGGUGUAGAGGUCCAGAUCCCGACAGACACCCGAGGUGUUGGGACAGAUAUGGAGCUAUGUGAUGCAGAAACUAAUACUGAUUGGAAAAAAACAGAGUAUCGGUCAGUUGCUUGCGGAGACGCCUCUGUUUCCCAAUGUAAGACCGCUGAACAUGUCAAAGGCAUUGAUUUUGGAAUCAUGGUGUCACCCCAGACCACUUCCCAGCGAACCAACACCACUUCCUGUUCUGUUUCUCGGUAUACAAACACGAAAAGUCAUUUCAUUAGCGAAUCGAGCACAAAUACGGUCCUGAAAACCCAAGACAGACACACCAACACCACGCAGGCCAUCACCAGAGCCGUGUCAGUGGGAAGCAGGGGCCCAACAGAGACCCGUACCAUUGGCAUCGGAACCGACAUCGCCUUUAAACACCUGCUGAAGAUGCCCAGCAGAUCGACUCGAGACACCGGAGUUGGAUUUACCAACAUUAAGGAGAAUUUCUUGGUCGGCAUGAAAACGCGCAACAUGGCCUCUGGACCUUCUUAUUUACCAGACCCGGUUAAGACCAGGAGUGUUGGUAUCGGUGUCGGGGACGGGAAGGUACAAGACUUGUCAGCCAGAGAACCAGGGCUGGAGAUAAAGCAAGAGUUCAAGUGGGACCCGGAGUUGGACCGCUGCAUUGAGAGGAUGCAGAGGUUGCUCAGGGAAGAUGGUGGACUCUUCACCCAAGACCUGGUCGAGCAAUCGAAGGAGAAAAAUGGACAAGACGCCUCGAAGCUAGCUGGGAGCGACAACCUAGAGAGACACAGUGGACCGAGCCUCCGUCCUCAACCAGCAGUCAGUGGGCAGUUGGACUCCCGGCCCCUGCCAGAGACCCGGAACCUUGCGGACCCAACCUCAGAGGUCUGCCUGCAGGGAAGCAUCGAGGUGAAAAAGAUGAUCCAGAUGUUGGAACAGCAGACAUCUGCCGCGCGGCAAGAGCCGCCAGCACAGUCCGGUCCGCUUCGCUACACCAAGAGGAGGCAGAAUGGCGAGCAAAGCUGCAGCAGCACCAGGAGGAGCAUGAAGCUCAUGAGGGCGACCGCAGGGCUCGACCCUGAUUUGUCCUUCAAACUGCCUGAAAUCGAGAAAAACAACAUGGAGGAUGCGAAGAGAAGAGCGAGCAAGAAGCAAAGAGAUGCGACACACUGCGCUGGACAAACUAGGGAAAGCAAAGGCAGCGGCAACAGAGGUUUUAAGGCGCCAGCUAAGUUCCACGCACAAAAGAGGUGCAAUUUGAGUGAAAAGAUGUUCUCGGCUUGUCAAGCCUUGAAGGCGCACCUGAGAGAGGAGUCGCCUCUACCUGAGAGGGACCUGCACGACUGCCAGCAAACGCUCCGCCACGAGUGGUUCUCCGUUUCCAGCAACAAGUCGGCGAGCCCCGACGCUGUCGAGAACUACCUGUCGACGUUUGAGUUUAUUUCGCCUUUAGUGUUACAUCACAUAGCCAACUUGGCCGACGGCAACGGAAACACGGCUCUGCACUACAGUGUGUCACACUCCAACUUUGCUGUCGUCCGAAAAUUGCUAGAGACAGGAGUCUGCAAUGUGAAUCAGCAGAACAAGGCAGGCUACACGCCUGUCAUGCUAGCAGCCCUCGCUGCUGUGGAAACACCAGCCGACCUGACAGUUCUGGAGCUGCUCUUCUCUGAAGGGGACAUCAACGCCAAGGCGGGUCAGGCCGGCCAGACUGCGCUGAUGCUAGCGGUGAGUCACGGCAAACUGGACAUCGUCGGGGCCCUUCUGGCGCAGGGGGCGUCAGUGAACCUUCAAGAUGAUGAGGGUUCUACCGCCCUCAUGUGCGCGUGUGAACACAGACACGCCAAUAUCGUCCGCAACCUGCUGGCACAGUCGGACUGUGACACCUCUCUCACUGACAGCGACAACAGCACAGCGCUUUCCAUUGCACUGGAGGCAGGACACAACGACAUCGCAGUGCUUCUUUACGCCCACGCAAACUUCUCCAGAGCGCAAGCCGGGGCUGUUCAUCGCUGCGGCAGGUUUCUCUCCUCCUCCAGUGUCUCAGAAUAACAGUUUACGAGUGCCGCAGUUGGGUUAUCAGCCAGUCAGAUCAUCAUUAC